AUGACUGAAACUCUCCAAGCAGGAAACGUCAAACACAGUGUUGCUAAUCAUACCAGGAUCAUGAUGCAAACUCUAGAGAUCUGUUUUACUGCUGUUUUGCUUAUUGCGGUCAUUAAUGGAGUGGAUACAACAUGGAAAUUCCAACACCUAACUGGAGAAAGGAAACCAAAAGCAGAAGAAUGCGACACCGAUCACUGUGCCUCUUCUCCGUGUAACAAUAACGGAACGUGUACAUCCGGUCCAACAACCUUCUCCUGUCAGUGUACAGAUGGCUAUAAAGGGAACACUUGUAAUGACACCGAUCACUGUGCCUCUUCUCCGUGUAACAAUAACGGAACGUGUACAUCCGGUCUAACAACCUUCUCCUGUCAGUGUGCGAAUGGCUAUAGAGGGAACACCUGUAAUGACACCGAUCACUGUGUCUCUUCUCCGUGUAACAAUAACGGAACGUGUACAUCCGGUCCAACAACCUUCUCCUGUCAGUGCACAGAUGGCUAUAAAGGAAACACCUGUAAUGACACCGAUCACUGUGCCUCUUCUCCGUGUAACAAUAACGGAACGUGUACAUCUGGUCCAACAACCUUCUCGUGUCAGUGUACAAAUGGUUAUAAAGGAGACACAUGUGAAGUGAAACUUCCGUUUAACAGUUGCAUGGAGAUAUUACAGAGUGACGGAAACCUGAAAGGAAAAGAUGGAACAUAUAUGAUAAAUGUAGGCGGCCCCAAUGGGACGGUGUACUGCGACAUGACAACCGAUGGAGGAGGCUGGACGAUCAUACAAAAGAGACAGGAUGGAUUAACGGAUUUUUAUCGAAAUUGGACCGAUUACAAAAACGGAUUUGGAGAUCCGUCCAAAAGCUAUUGGAUUGGGAAUGAUGCAAUUCAUAAUCUGACUACGACGAAUAAUCAGGAGCUUCGGGUGGAUAUUUCCACUUUCGAUGGUGAGAUUUUGUACGCCCUGUACUCCUCAUUUGAGGUUGGGAAUGAAACCAGUAAAUACAAGCUCAAUGUAUCAGGAUAUACUGGAUCGGCGGGGAAUGUUCUCGCCAAUGGGACGAUGUUCACUACAUUCGACCAAGAUAAUGACGAGUCCGGCUACAAGAGUUGUGCGAUAGCUCACCAUGCAGCCUGGUGGUACAGUUAUUGCGGUUAUUCUAGCCUGAACGGGAAGUACGGAGACCCUAAAAGCAGACAUUACGAAUUCGCGUUCUGGGGGUUUCGAUACAAUUUGAAAAGAGCCAUAAUGAUGAUUAGACCUAAAAACAACUGA
Ostrea edulis (European flat oyster) is the source of this 1269-nucleotide messenger RNA. RefSeq names its product ficolin-2-like. NCBI's taxonomy places the organism in Eukaryota, Metazoa, Mollusca, Bivalvia, Ostreida, Ostreidae. Bases 1 to 1269 code for a protein of 422 amino acids. The transcript has 12 exons. Gene Ontology annotation, molecular function: calcium ion binding. The record is from RefSeq and is a predicted model, not a curated record.